CUAGUUUGAGUGUAACAUCCGUUGCGAUCGGUUCCCUUCGAUAUGGUGUCCGCGUGGGCUUUCGCGCCUUUUGUGCUGGCUUUGGUCCAUUUUGGGCAGUGCUCUCCGAUUGUUCCUCCGUUGUAUCGGUACGAAGAUUAUACCAAGUGUCGCCAGGAUGACAAGAUUGGAGCUUAUUGCUUCGUGAAAGUGGUCUUCCAAGAGGAUCGGGAUCCUUUUGACACACCAAGGAUUGUGGCCGAAUUUCGACACAGUCUGCUGGACUGGGGAAUUUGCGUGGCGGAUUGUGAGCGAGAAAUGAGCAGCUUGACGCAGGAACAGCGCCACCGGUUGUUCCAGCCCAGGUUCCAGAUCAACCAUACGUAUAUUCUACCGAACCAUUGGGGUCAAUACCUGGAAUCGUACAAAGAUCGAUACGGCGAACUGAUCAACGUUUGCGUCAAUAACCGCCUGGAACGGAACUACAACGUUCACCGGCAUGCAUACUCCGAGAUCGAGUACUGCACCUCCAAAGACGAGCUGGGAAUGUCCAAGAGGAAUCCAGACUGGCUAAUGAUCACUUUCUACGCAAUCGUGCUAACGUUGAUCGUCCUCAUGGUCGGCGCCAACGUCGUUGACUGGCUGGGUCAUGAUCAGGUCAAAGAACACAUCGUUGUGUCAUCGUUCUCGGUGCGCCGCAACUGGGAUCGGCUGACGGAGCAACCGACGAGUGAACUGUACCGGGAGUUUGGUUACAUUGACGGACUUCGAGUGUUUACGAGUGUGUUUGUGCUGGGCAUACACUGUUUGAUGAUCGCAGGUAUUAUUCCGUUGAGCAACCCAGAGUACACUGAAGAGGUUCUGAAGAAUCCGUUCCUUGUAGAUCUCUGUACGAUCUGUAUUGUUACCGUCCAGAUCUUUUUUGCCAUUAGUGGGGUUCUGUUGACAACAACGGUUCUCAAAGACAUUGAUCGCAAGCCACAGUUGGAAUCGAUCUACUUUUGGGAAAAGAUCAAAAACCGUUUGAUUAGAAUUGUUCCGGUGUACUACUUCUUCCUGUUGGUAUCGAUCGUUGGCGAUGAGUUACCAGGAGUUGAAAUGGGGACAGUUGGCUACAAAACGCUUAUCCAGGAGCAGGGUCGAUGCCGAAAGAAGUGGUGGACUAACGUGCUGUUUGUGAGUAACUUGCCACCAUUCGGCGAAGAGCGAUGCAGUCUGCAGGGCUGGUACCUGGCGGCUGAUCAACAGCUGUUCCUCGUAACGUUACUGCUUAUGGCGGCAUUUUGGAAGUUCCCAAAACAUGCUGGUGCCUUGAUGUGGUCAUGUGUAGCUAUUGCGUUGGCCAUUCCAGCCGGGAUUGUGUACUUUUAUGAGCUGGAGUCUUCAUUGCCAGUCAGGCUAAGCGAUCUUCAGUUUCUGUUCAUGUACCAAGCGUGGUUCAACCACCUGUACAUGCCAGGCUAUUCAAACAUGAACAGUUACAUGGCAGGAGUGGUCGUUGGAUAUCUGUAUCACCAACAUAAGCAUAACAAGCUGGAUUUGGACAAUUCCAUGCUGUACACCAUCUUGAAAAAAGCUCGUCUACCCCUGCUAGCCCUAGCGUACCUUCCGACGUUCAUCUUCUACCGCUACGAGAUUCCUCGCUCCUCUUGGCUCACCAUGACACACACCAUCCUGUACCGAAACGUUGGUGUCAUCGCCGGGUGCGUAAGCUUCAUCGAGUGCUUCCGAAAUCCCCCGGGUCCCGUUCGACAGUUUUUAACCUCCAAAUCAAUGACCAGCCUGGGCAAACUGUCCUACAGUGUUUACGUGCUGCACGUGCCCGUAACGCGGCUCGUGCUGAACUGGUUCCCCCAGAUGAUCGAGCUGAAGCUGCUGGACCUGGUGUGGAUGCUGACAGUGUUGGGUGGUUCUUCCUAUCUGGUCGGCGUCAUCGUGUACUUUUGCAUCGAGCAACCGGUUAGUUUGGUGCUGAAGCACUACUUGCCGGACAAACGGAGGGGGAAGGCCGAAUGUUAAUUUUACCAUCAGAAUUUGUAAUCGAACCGUUGAGUCAGAUGCUAAGAACGAUGUUCUACUAUACUGAGAGUGGAAAUAAAAGCCUCGAGCAUUUGCUUGAAACUCAUA
Messenger RNA from Culex quinquefasciatus (southern house mosquito), 2106 nucleotides. RefSeq names its product regulator of hypoxia-inducible factor 1. The coding region runs from base 43 to 1998 and encodes 651 amino acids. Gene Ontology annotation, molecular function: acyltransferase activity, transferring groups other than amino-acyl groups. The record is from RefSeq and is a predicted model, not a curated record. The transcript is spliced from 9 exons. NCBI's taxonomy places the organism in Eukaryota, Metazoa, Arthropoda, Insecta, Diptera, Culicidae.